CGCGGGCUUUGUGCGCGCCUGGAAUCCAGCUGUCGCCGCCCCUCGCAGCCCCCUGCCCCCGGCGGGCGCACAUUUCCGGGCCGCCCACCACCCGACCGCGUCGGUAGCAGCUGCGCCUGCCUGCUCCGUGGCCGUCCCGCCCCAGUAGCCCGCGAAAUGCCGGUCGACUUCACCGGGUACUGGAAGAUGUUGGCCAACGAGAAUUUCGAGGAGUACCUGCGCGCUCUCGAUGUCAACGUGGCCUUGCGCAAAAUUGCCAACUUGCUGAAGCCAGACAAAGAGAUUGUGCAGGACGGCGACCAUAUGAUCAUCCGCACGCUGAGCACUUUCAGAAACUAUAUCAUGGACUUCCAGGUUGGGAAGGAGUUUGAGGAGGAUCUGACGGGCAUAGAUGACCGCAAGUGCAUGACCACGGUGAGCUGGGACGGGGACAAGCUCGAGUGUGUGCAGAAGGGGGAAAAGGAGGGACGCGGCUGGACCCAAUGGAUUGAGGGUGACGAGCUGCACCUGGAGAUGAGAGUGCAGGGUGUGGUCUGCAAGCAAGUAUUCAAGAAAGUGCACUGAAGCCUGAGCAGACCUUGAUCUCCAAGAAUGAGUGGCAUGGACGUGUGGGCCAGGAUCCCCUCCUUUGCACAGCAUGGGGCAGAAAUGUCCAGCCACUCCUAGGCAUCUGUUAGCAGAGUCUCUCUCUUGGCUUUGUCUCUUCUCUUUUCCUUAAAACGAAGCCAUCCCAAUAAAAGUGAUUUCUGCUUAAUA
Molecule: messenger RNA, 756 nt
Organism: Neofelis nebulosa (Clouded leopard)
Lineage: Eukaryota; Metazoa; Chordata; Mammalia; Carnivora; Felidae
Gene: RBP1
Product: retinol binding protein 1
Exons: 4
Coding region: 157-564 (135 amino acids)
Biological process (GO): fatty acid transport; retinoic acid biosynthetic process; vitamin A metabolic process
Cellular component (GO): nucleus; cytosol
Molecular function (GO): fatty acid binding
Source: RefSeq, a predicted model, not a curated record